Messenger RNA from Trachymyrmex cornetzi, 1569 nucleotides. Its product is annotated as kaptin. The record is from RefSeq and is a predicted model, not a curated record. Gene Ontology annotation, biological process: negative regulation of TORC1 signaling; cellular response to amino acid starvation; actin filament organization. Gene Ontology annotation, cellular component: KICSTOR complex; actin cytoskeleton; lamellipodium. Lineage: Eukaryota; Metazoa; Arthropoda; Insecta; Hymenoptera; Formicidae. The coding region runs from base 316 to 1569 and encodes 417 amino acids. The transcript is spliced from 8 exons. Gene Ontology annotation, molecular function: actin filament binding.
CACGCGGCAAUUUCUACGUUGCCGAAUAAGAAGAAGGCAUGAAUUUUCUCUUGUCUCUAUCUCUUUCUCUAAAUCUCGUCUACUUUCUCAGCUGCAUCGCGCGAUGCGCUCACGCGCGCAAAUGUAUUCAAGAUUUCUCGGAUCGGCGAUGAGAUUGUGGUCGAUGGAAAUUGAAACUGCAAAGGAUUGAUGCAGGAUUGCCGCUAGACCGACGUUUGAGAUGAAAGCGAGCUCCUCUACGUGUGUUAGUCGAUUGUAAUAAAUAUAACCUUGAUUCGGCACAACUUUGCGAUAGAGUUCUCCUGACGACUUACAAUGAUGAGCAAUCUCAUAGAUGCACACUGGUUUCCCUUAGCAUCCCAGGGAAAUAUUUAUUCCAUGACCAAACUGUGCUCGUCCAAUAAUUCCGACAAAUUAUUAGUAGCAUCUUUAAAAAGAAAAAUAUAUUCCUGCGAGUACCAUCAAACACCAGAAUUUCUGAGACCUAUGGUGAAGGAAUUAUUGUUCACAUAUAUUCCCAGUGGUGCAGAGAUUAUUUCCAUCGAUGCUUACAACAAGUCCGACACUGGGGAUAGUUUUGUGAUAGGCAUAACAAUCAUGAAGACUAGUACAGACACAAUAGAAAGGUACUUGAACAUAUACACGGAGGGUGCAGUAGACGGUGAAGGAGAUGAAGGUAGCUCGAUCGAAGCCAUAGCACAGAAUUGUCUCAUGGUGGAACUGUCGUACACUCCUUACCAUUUGUAUCAUACCGUUUUACCACAACAAAAUUCUGUACAGGAGGUAGUUUGGCUAAUAUCUGGGAGCGAUUACAGGAUUCAUAUGAUAAGGGAAGAUAAAUUAAGUCACGUUUACAGCGAAUCCUCUAUUGAAAAAUAUUUCCCGGAGCUGCAUGAUAUCCAAGCAAUCGCGCUGUGGAUUAAUAUUUAUUAUUAUGACAAUUAUAAGCGGCGAGUCACCGCCGUUGGAUGUGAGUGCGGUCUAGUCAAAGUUGCCAUCGUAAACGUGGAUGAUCUGCAAGUUUCUCGAAGUUGGCUGUUAAGAUACGACAAGCCUGUACCAAGUGUAAUAAUAUUCCCGCAUAGCAACGCCAUUAUUAAACCAGCCUUUGCAAAUAUCAAUUCCGAGGAAUUUGUCUCGAAGGAUGACGUCCCAAAAUUAAAUAUUGUUAUUUCAAGUACAAAUAAUGCUGUUGUCUUUAAAGAUAUCUUGCAACAUGGGAUGAAAGAGGACGUGAUAUUAAGCGGCAGCGAAUCGUCGGAUUGUAUUCUGUGCUGUUGCAUAGCGGACAUAAAUAUGGAUGGUCAAAACGAGAUCUUGCUUGGCACUUACGGUCAGGAGGUCCUAAUCUUCGCGUUAACAGGCGACACGUGGGAAUUAGCCACCAGAAAACUAUUUGACGCUCCUGUGCACUCUAUAAGCUACAUGGACAUAACAAACGAUGGAAUAAAAGAAUUAAUUGUGCUCACGCAACGAGGUGUACAUAUAUUACAGCAUAACAUAGCUGAUAUACGAACGAAGUGGAAGGAACGUUACAAAAAAUUAUUUAAUAUACUAGCUCAGGAAUAA